UAUUACGACGCCAUUGUGAAUUUUCGUGUUUUCACAGAUGAACAAAAUAAAUGAUAAAUAAUUUGAUAGCAAUUUGAAAUUUUGAGAGGAAUUGGCGAUGAUAAAAACGAUAGAGCUCCAGUUUUGCAAGAGAAUUACUUUAUCCCGUGUUUUAUUUCAGUGCAUUGAGAUAUAAACAUUGAAUUACCCCUGAAUUUUGGGAAAUAUGAAAGACAGUGAUUGUGCUGACACAUCUCCAAUGGCAAUUGAUCUCCAAAUUGAUGCUCCCAGGAAAAGAUUUCCUUUUUGUAUUGUCUGGACACCGAUACCACUCCUAACGUAUUUCUUUCCAUUCAUUGGACACAUGGGUAUAGCAACAUCUGCGGGGAUAAUACGGGAUUUUGCUGGUCCUUAUCAUGUCUCUGAAGAUCAAAUGGCUUUCGGUAGUCCCACAAAAUAUUGGCAAUUGAAUCAUUUGCUAGCAAAAGGAGGUGCAGCUGGAUGGGACAGCGCUGUGUCAGAAGCUAGUGAUAUCUACAAAACUCGAAUGCAUAAUUUAUGCUGUGACAACUGUCACUCUCACGUGGCCACUGCCUUAAACCUGAUGGUAUUCAAAAAUUCGAACAAUUGGAAUAUGGUUAAAUUGGCAUUACUCAUGCUCAUCCACGGAAAAUACGUCAGCAUCUCAGGAUUUCUGAAGACAUGGGUACCAUUCCUUUUUCUCGUUUUAAUAAUUCUCACGUAUUGUUUAGCCGUAUGAAUAAAAAAUUAACAAUGA
Fopius arisanus is the source of this 757-nucleotide messenger RNA. RefSeq names its product transmembrane protein 222. Lineage: Eukaryota; Metazoa; Arthropoda; Insecta; Hymenoptera; Braconidae. The transcript has 4 exons. Bases 206 to 739 code for a protein of 177 amino acids. The record is from RefSeq and is a predicted model, not a curated record.